AUGGCGCUGCGCGCUAUGCGGGUCGUGAACGGGGCCGCACCCGAACUACCCGUGCCCACCAGUGGGGCGGUGGUGGGAUCUCGGGAGCAGGCACUGGCAGUUGCCGGAAACUACCUCUCCCAGCCUCGGCUCACGUACAAGACAGUAUCAGGAGUCAAUGGCCCACUAGUGAUCUUAGAUCAUGUUAAGUUUCCCAGAUAUGCUGAGAUUGUCCACUUGACAUUACCUGAUGGCACGAAGAGAAGUGGGCAAGUUCUAGAAGUUAGCGGUUCCAAAGCAGUGGUUCAGGUGUUUGAAGGGACUUCAGGUAUAGAUGCCAAGAAAACGUCCUGUGAGUUUACUGGAGAUAUUCUCCGAACACCAGUGUCUGAGGAUAUGCUUGGUCGCGUAUUCAAUGGAUCAGGAAAGCCCAUUGAUAGAGGUCCUGUUGUAUUGGCUGAAGAUUUCCUCGACAUCAUGGGCCAGCCAAUCAAUCCUCAGUGUCGAAUCUACCCAGAGGAGAUGAUUCAGACCGGCAUUUCUGCCAUAGAUGGCAUGAACAGUAUUGCUCGGGGGCAGAAAAUUCCUAUCUUCUCUGCUGCUGGCUUACCGCACAAUGAGAUUGCAGCUCAGAUCUGUCGCCAGGCUGGUUUGGUAAAGAAAUCCAAAGAUGUAGUGGACUACAGUGAGGAAAAUUUUGCAAUUGUAUUUGCUGCUAUGGGUGUAAACAUGGAAACUGCCCGGUUCUUCAAAUCUGACUUUGAAGAAAAUGGCUCCAUGGACAAUGUCUGCCUCUUUUUGAACUUGGCUAAUGACCCGACUAUUGAACGGAUUAUCACUCCUCGCUUGGCUCUAACCACAGCCGAAUUUCUGGCCUAUCAGUGUGAGAAACACGUAUUGGUUAUCCUAACAGAUAUGAGUUCUUAUGCUGAAGCACUUCGAGAGGUUUCAGCAGCCAGGGAAGAGGUUCCUGGUCGCCGAGGUUUCCCAGGUUACAUGUAUACAGAUUUAGCGACAAUAUAUGAACGCGCUGGUCGAGUGGAAGGUAGAAAUGGCUCUAUUACUCAAAUCCCUAUUCUCACCAUGCCUAAUGAUGAUAUCACGCACCCCAUCCCUGACUUGACUGGAUAUAUCACAGAGGGGCAGAUCUAUGUGGACAGACAGCUGCACAACAGACAGAUUUACCCGCCUAUUAAUGUGCUGCCGUCGUUAUCACGGCUAAUGAAGUCGGCUAUUGGAGAAGGUAUGACCAGAAAGGACCAUGCCGAUGUAUCUAACCAGCUGUACGCGUGCUAUGCUAUCGGCAAGGAUGUGCAGGCCAUGAAAGCUGUAGUUGGAGAAGAAGCCCUUACCUCAGAUGAUCUUCUUUACUUGGAAUUUCUGCAGAAGUUUGAGAGGAACUUUAUUGCUCAGGGUCCUUACGAAAACCGCACUGUCUUUGAGACUUUGGACAUUGGCUGGCAGCUGCUCCGAAUCUUCCCCAAAGAAAUGCUGAAGAGGAUCCCUCAGAGCACCCUGAGCGAGUUCUACCCUCGAGACUCUGCAAAGCACUAGCCGCCACUUCCCCGCUGGCUCGACACUCUUGUGAAAUAUUGGUUCUGUUUCCUUUAUUCCUUUUGCACUCCCCCAUCCCCACCUUUGUGUUGGAGUUUACGGUGUUAGCCUGUAAUUAAAAACAAAGAAUAGGUGACAUGUUGUGCCAGUGUUGCCAUGUCUUAAACUGCUAACAGACUUUAAAAUAUCCCCUAUUCAGAAAACCCGGAUCUUCAAUGCUUUGUUUAAAGUAGCUGCAGGGAUGGAGGUGAGGUUUUCUUACUGAUGUGUGUAUUUGUACAUAGUGGGGGUAGUUAGUUGCCUAAUAAUGUCCUCAUUAUUUGGGUCUCCCAGACCUUACCUCGCCACCUCCUGAAGAGUAUCACUAUGGGAAGUUAGAAUGCUUUGCUCUCCUAAUUAGGGCUGGGUCGGGGCGGAAAGAAGCCUCCCCUCAGAAGAGCCAGGAGGCUCUCUCCUGAGCUGAGCAUUUGGUUUCAGAUUGUUGGUACGCCUCUAGGGCUGUGCUGCUGCCCUAAGCAGAGGGUUUUCCCCGUCCACCUGCUCUUUGCUAUUUAAUGACUCGAUUAGAAAAGGAGUUUCCUUUUCCUCUUUAGUAGGUGUGACUUACUGCUCUCCCUGCCUCUGAGGAGCACAGAAGCCUGCAGCUUGUGCACAGCUGGCGUUGAUCUGAUAUGUGAGAUUGUCGUGAUCCUUACGGGGUCGCUAGUCAGAGGAAUCAUAAUGAAAAGAACUGAUAGAAUUCUUGCUUGGAAAGAGUUGGAAUAGAAUUUUAAAAAAAGAAGAAAGACUCCUAUACCCAGUCUACAUUUGGACAUGCUAAUAGGUGUAAAGUUCUGAAGUGCUUGCCAGAUGCUAAAGGCAAGGUGGGAGGAGAAAGCUGUCCUGUGUGUGGGUCUUGAAACUGUUAGAGAGCAGCCUUUGGUAAAAUCCCCUAUCGGGUCCUGCUUUCUGACCUCUCUCUGCCUCCACAGGGUAAUCUUGUGGCGCAAGUGACAGCAUUUAAAAGCUUUGUCCUUUUCAUUGCCGCUCCUUCCCGCUGCGAGCCCUGAGCUGUCUUCUAUGCACUCUGCCAUGUCAGCUGUGUGGUCUCUGUGUUCUUUGUUACUCGGGUGCAAUAGCGACUUCUCUGUGCAUUCCAUCUUUCAAGUUGUGUAAAGUUCUUCACUUUUUUCUCGGAGGGUGUGGGGUGGUGGGGGGGGAGUCAGCAUGAUUAUAUUUUAAUGUAGAAAAUGUGACAUCUGGAUAUAA
Messenger RNA from Rhinolophus ferrumequinum (greater horseshoe bat), 2781 nucleotides. It is a transcript of the gene ATP6V1B2, whose product is annotated as ATPase H+ transporting V1 subunit B2. Gene Ontology annotation, molecular function: ATP binding; proton-transporting ATPase activity, rotational mechanism. NCBI's taxonomy places the organism in Eukaryota, Metazoa, Chordata, Mammalia, Chiroptera, Rhinolophidae. Gene Ontology annotation, biological process: proton transmembrane transport; ATP metabolic process. The record is from RefSeq and is a predicted model, not a curated record. Gene Ontology annotation, cellular component: proton-transporting V-type ATPase, V1 domain.